Messenger RNA from Eptesicus fuscus (big brown bat), 3506 nucleotides. RefSeq names its product leukocyte immunoglobulin-like receptor subfamily A member 6. NCBI's taxonomy places the organism in Eukaryota, Metazoa, Chordata, Mammalia, Chiroptera, Vespertilionidae. Gene Ontology annotation, biological process: cytokine-mediated signaling pathway. Bases 124 to 1578 code for a protein of 484 amino acids. The record is from RefSeq and is a predicted model, not a curated record. The transcript has 9 exons. Gene Ontology annotation, molecular function: inhibitory MHC class I receptor activity.
GACAUGAGAGUCCCGUAACAGACAGGACCAGCCAACAAGUGACCACCACCCGUGCAUCUGUCCAUCCUGCUGGCCCUGCGAUCUCCUCCAUCUGCUCAGCUGAGGCCACAGGGAGAAGACGCCAUGACCCCCACCCUCAGGGCCCUGAUCUGCCUCGGGCUGAGUGUGGGCCUCAGGACCCAAGUGGAGGCAGAGACCUUCCCCAAGCCCACCCUAUGGGCUGAGCCAGGCCCUGUGAUCCCCCGGGGGAGCCCCGUAACCAUCUGGUGUCAGGGAACCCCAGGGGCUGAGGAGUACCGUCUGGAUAAAGAGGGAAGCCCAGCACCAUGGAAAAUACAGAAGCCACAGGAGACUGGGGACAAGGUCAACUUCUCCAUCACACACAUGACAGAGUAUAAUGCAGGGAGACAUCGCUGUUACUAUCGCAGCCCUGCUGGCUGGUCAGAGCGCAGUGACCCCCUGGAGCUGGUGGUGACAGGAUUCUACAGCAAACCCAGCCUCUCAGCCCUGCCCAGCCCUGUGGUGACCUCAGGAGGGAAUGUCACCCUCCAGUGUGGCUCAGGGCAGGGAUUUCACAGGUUCAUUCUGACUAAGGAAGGAGAUCACAGGCUCUCCUGGACCCUGGACUCACAGCGACAGCACAGUGGUCAGUACCAGGCCCUGUUCCCUGUGGGCCCUGUGACCCCCAACCACAAGUGGACCUUCAGAUGCUAUGGCUGUUCCAGGGACAGCCCCCAGGUGUGGUCCCUCCCCAGUGAUGCCCUGGAGCUCCUGAUCCCAGGUGAGUCUGGGAAGCCCUCCCUCCUGAGCCAGCAGGGCCCCAUCGUGGCCUCUGGACAGAGCCUGACCCUCCAGUGUCGCUCUGAUGUCGCCUAUGACAGAUUCGCUCUGCACAAGGAGGGGGGACGGGACCUCCCCCAGAGCCUUGUUCUGCAGCCCCAGGCUGGGCUCUCUCAGGCCCUCUUCCCCCUGGGCACUGUGAGCAGCUCCCACGGGGGCCGGUACAGAUGCUACGGUGGAUACAACCUGUCCUCUGAGUGGUCGGCCCCCAGUGACCCCCUGGACAUCCUAGUGGCAGGACACCUUCCUGACACACCCUCCCUCUCGGUGCAGCCAGGCCCCAGGGUGGCCUCAGGAGAGAACGUGACCCUGCGGUGUCAGUCACGGAGACCGAUGGCCACUUUCCUUCUGUCCAAGGAGGGGGCAGCCGAUCCCCCCCUGCAUCUGAGAUCAGAGCACCGAGCUCAGCAGUUCCAGGCAGAGUUCUCCAUGAGUCCUGUGACCUCAACCCAAGGGGGGACCUACAGGUGCUACAGCUCAAACAGCACCUCCCCCUUCCUGCUGUCACACUCCAGUGAGCCCCUGGCGCUCCUGGUCUCAGGAGCAGCCGACACCAUCAGCCCCUCACAGAACAACUCAGACCCCAAGAGUGAAUUCCCAGCUGCCCAGCCCCAAGACUACACUGUGGAGAAUUCCAUCCGGAUGGGCGUGGCUGGAUUGGUCCUGGUGGCGCUUGGGGUGCUACUCUAUGAAGCUCGAAGCAGCCAGAAACAGAUUCAGGAUGCAGCCAGGAUGUGAACACGGAGGGAACAAUGCAUGGUUCAGAGAGGGGGAUCUCGGGAAGGUUCUGGAAGAUAACGUGGGACAUAUGCUGAGGGACCUGUCUGCGGCUCCUUGCAGGUGGAGGCGUCAUCGCUCAUGUGCAGGGACAAGGUCUGGACCUCCUGCCAUUGAACUGGGCACUUUCCCUCCGACCACUGUGAGGCCUGUGACUGCUUGCUGACUUUCCCAUUUUGGUGAAAUUAGCAUUUCUCCUACAUGGCAGGUUCAGAUCCACACCUCCCUACACUUUCAUGGAAUACAUUUUCCUUUAUUUCUAACCACAUGGACCUUGGUGUCUGUAUGGAGUCCCCAUCUCCUAAAUCCAGAGCAUUCUGUCUAUUGUCAUCAAUCUACAAGGUGUUCAAUCCAUCCUGCAAGAGGUAAACCCACAGGAGAUCCUAAUGCCCUCUCUGGACUCCACACGCCCCUUACCUGGCCUCCGAGGCCACCUGUGUGCUUUCUGCAGAAACCUCACCCCUUGGGUUUGAGAUCUGGGUGUGUGAACGGGUUGCCUUGUCUGCGCUGCUUCUGAAAACCCCAAAGUCCAAAACACAGUGCAACACACAGAUGACGCGUUACAGACAUUCACCCUUGAAACCUAUGUCAUGUCAUUCACCGAUGGCACCCCAAUACAUUUAAUAUAAAAAGUCACUGAUUCCUGUCAUUUGCCACUUUCUCUGGUUUAUAUGCCCCCUUCAUAGCCAAGUUCAAGUGCCCAUGUGAGGUCCUCACGCAGACUUGGGAGGUGAUGCAUACACUGACUUUCACAAAACAGUACAAGCCGAUGUGAGACACUGUUAAUACCAAACUGAUAGCUCCACAGUGCAUCUAUGUCCCUUCUAGUUGAUGUGUAACGAUGGUUUCUACUUGAAGGUUGAGGCACAGUUUCUGUGAAAACACAAGAGCACAAUCCCCACCUAUCCAGAUGAGAUGCACAAAGGAAUGUUUUAAUAUCACUUGUGGGAGGGAAUCGUGAGUCCAUAGAAUCCUACUGCAUUACUUGCAGGGGUGCCAAUUAUAUUAAUCAAUUCAGAAACUACAUAAGACUCAUCUAGUUAAGACACACAGCUACGUCUUUAAGUACAUGCCUUAGAGAAAAAAUGUACCUAUAUAUCUCUCACAGGAGCACUGAAAAGAGUUAUUCUUUUUAUCCGACCCCCCUCCCAAAAAAACACAAUAGUGUAAAAUUACAUGCAUCAGGAAGGAAAAGAGAAACUUUGGUGUUCUAUGUAAAAAAAAAUCAAAUAAUAUAUGUCAACCAACAUGUACAAAUUGAAAUUGCAAAGGUCAUGUAUAUACAUGUUCACACAUAAUAGCUAAUACAGGUAGAAGAAAAUAAAACUAUGUGUUUGGAACUAUUCCAUUUACCCAACAUUAAAAAGGAGACAUUAAAGAAAAGGAGACAUUGUGCAUUAUUUAGUAACAGAUACUUAAGAUAAACCCCACAAAUAAAGGAAUUCCAGGAAAUCCAUGGUGACGGUUACAAGUUAGAAAAUGUUGGAAGGUUUUGUUCAGGAUGGAAACCACAGAGUCUUCUGGAAUCAUGGCCGCCUUCUUCUCAACGUUCAUUUGAUGACUCAUAAGUCUACUUGUCACGACUCACAGAUAGAGCAUUUCUGUUCUAUGACCCUCAUUAUUUCCCACACAAGUUAGUGAGGUGGAGACGAACUAGGGGGGAAAGCCACACCCUACAUGAGUGACCACAUCUACCAAUAAGUGGUUGCUGAUCACAUGCAGCAAACCCUCCACAUGUGAUCAUUGUGUUUUCCACACACAUGACCUCACCUGCCUCAUCACAGUUCAGUUCAGUCUCCAAUUAUGUGCAGACUUUCUGUAUUUCAAGGACAUGUCAUAAGAUCAGUGUCUGUUUCACACAGUAUUUUAAAAGCGAAAAUAAAUUUUAC